UUACGAAGCAGCAGUGUGGAAGGGAGGGGUGAAAAGAGAGAGAGAGAGAGAGUGCCAGAUUGGGGCGGGCUCUCUCGUAAUCAGAUAGAAUACUGCAGCUCACGCUCAGAUUUCCCAUGCUGUUACCGGCAUGGCUUUGCAGCCCCCUCGCUCUCACAAGUACGCAUCCACACUGGCAUAAAUGCACACGCACUGAGCUUGGAUCUUCUUGCGCACGCACUGGAAAGCAUCUGAGGAGGCAACAGCCUGAUCUUAGUUCUCUCUUCUGCGUUCGCUGGCUCCUGUAGGCUGGUUUUUAGGGAGUGCGUCAGAGGCUGUGGCACACGGAUAUGCCUGGUGAGACUGCACAUCGGAGCGGCCCCUCGCAGGGCCUUGUGGACUCCGGAGAUACACAGUCAGAGCUACUGGGACCAGAUCUGUCUGGUCAAACAUCCAGCUCUUCAGCCUCAACUCCAACUGACAGCGCCUCCAGUCCUUCUCCUAGCAGCCCUCCCAAAGUCUCCCCACUCUAUACACCAUUUGGUCCUCGCCUGGUAAUGGCCAAACCAGCCACUUCUCCUCGUCCACAGCCUGAGGGUGCAAGCUUUGAAUUAGAAGGGUGGUCUGGAACCAUCAGCCGAUCAACAGGCCGGUUCGGUAGAGGAGCCUGCAGACGAGGUCCUGUGAAAAUGGAACGGAUUAAAGUCCUAACUGGAGCAGAAAUAGAAAGUGACUGUCAAGAACCAGAGACCAUGGACACAAGGGUAGUAAUGGGGCAAGAGGCGCUACUGAAGAACAUGGAAACACAGGGUGGAAUGCCACUAGGAAAACAAAGAGCCCAAGAGACAAUUUCAGGUGACCAGACCUCUGAACCUUCUAAAAAAGGUCAAAUGGGACUGGAUGAGAAAGUAAAACUUGACACUGGUCAACUGAGUCCCAUUGUGAACCAGGACAUGAGUUUGCCUUCAACCUCAGAAUCUGAGAGAAUUAUUGGUCAGCUACUUGAAUGUCCAGUCCUAGAGCCCAAAGUAAAAGGUGCAGAAUUGAUCGACAACAGUAUCCUUUUCUCAGACAAUGAGGGAGAGCCUCUGUCUUUAUCUCAGGGUGAAGUGCCUUCCUUGUCAUUUUCCGAGCCUCCCUAUGUUGUUGACCCACAACGCAUUGGUGUCCUCCCAGGACUUGAUCCUGACCGCUAUUAUACAGCCCCUUCUACUCCUAUUAAGAUGGCUUACUGCUCACAUCUCAAACAACAAUGGCGCCCAGGCAGCCCGAGCCAAAGCCCCGGUUCCCCAACUGAUGAGUCUGACCUGUGCUCUCCUCCUACCUCCCCCUCCGGCUCCUACAUCACAGCUGAGGGCGGCAGCUGGACCUCCUACACCUCUAGCACCUCCCACUCCUGCUCCCCGAAUCUAACAGCAGAGGCAGAGUUACAAGAAGCUCCUGCUUGCUACGUCGGGUCCCUCUCAGAGAUUGGAGAUGAACUUGGGGAUGAGCGAACUGGGACUGAGAGAGAAACUUGCCUGUGUAAACCAAACAUACCAGAAUUGUUAGAAGAUGUUUCCUGUGAGGUGGAGAUGCUUACAAGAGAAACAUCCAAGCCUUGUUGGGUAACAGAACAUGACAACAUACAUGCCAACAGGACCAGAAACACAGAGUGCCAUGAGGAGGCAAGGGUGCCUGGAGGCUCUCAGGGGUCAACAGAGAUCCAGAAACCCCCUGAUGUAACCCAAGCUUUUAAUGAUCCAGAUCAUAGUCUGAAACUGGAUUUUAAUGCCUGUGUGUCAGAUCCCCUUGAAGGCCUGAACCCCCUUUUGACACCAGAGGAUAAUGCAACAGCUGCAACUGCACUCGACACAGACAGAACAACCCCUGUCUCCCUCUCCUCAGAGACAGCAGAUUUAGACAGUAACAGUUUAAACCUUGACACAGGAUCCUUUGCUCCUCUGUUCCAUGGGUACUCUAUGGAGGAUGGACCUGGGGGUGAUCCAAUGAUUCCUGCCUCUAUGCUGCCUUUCCAUGGAAGCCUCAUAUUCCAGGCAGAUUCCAUGGAAAUAACCCUGUUCCCUACAGACGAUGACCAUGGCAAUGACGAAGAUGCAUAUGCUGCUGGAGAGGAGGAAGCAGAUGUAGAUGAGUAUGAUGAUGAAGAGGAUGAAGAUUGUGGUGGUGAUGAUGAUGAUGAAGAUAAAGACAAUGGUGCACAACAGCAAGAGGCACCUUGGAGGGGUGGAAGGACAGUGGAAGAUCCCAAUGAGGAUGACACAUCAGCAUCUUUCCUCAACUCACUUUCAGAGAACUCAAUAAAUGAGGGAGUAGAUGAGACCUUUGCUUAUAAGGAUGACACUGAGGAGUCAAUUGAUUCCACAUCUUACAAUGAGGAUGAAGAUGACCAUCUGUACAGCACAGAGAAACACGCUGAACUUGCCCAAGCUUUUCCUGGACCAGAUGAAGCAGUGCAGUCAGUAAGCCAUGCCAAACCAGAAUCCAUUGGCAGUGAGAGUGAAAUGGAGAUAUCCUCUGGAUCAUCUGAGCCUCUGAAUGUAGAUUUGCAGGGACAUGUACCAGACUGCAGUGUUCAUGAUGAAAGUGUUAUCAAAUCACAAAUCACAGAAACAGAAUCACUUAAGGGAGAGUUUUUAGAGGAAGUGAAAGCAAAGAAUAAAACAGUACUUGAGGAAGGAAACCAGAGUACAGAUGCCUCAACAGUCACUGAAGAGAAAGGACAGCAGACCACCGGUGAUCCAACAUCAUCAGUUGAUCAAGACAAAGCAAUGGAACAAUAUAGUAAAGCAGAUUUCUGUGUGGCAGGUGUCACAGUAGCUGAUAAUUGUAAUGAAACUAAUGCAGAAGAUAAGCAGGAACUAGAUCAGAAAAAUGGAAAUAGCAUGGAGUUUAUGGACACAUCGUCACAGCUGGCUGAAACAGCAACCAAUGACCUAAACAAGGGAGUUCCUCAACUGACAUAUCUUGAUGAAUGUAGUCCCACAAACAUUCCAGUCUGCGCUUAUCCUGAACUGUCCGAUGUACCAGAUAAUUUAACUUCAACCGAUGUUUUACCAUUUGAACGAUCCAUAAAUCAAGAUAAUCUGACAUAGAAUCAGCCUGGG
This is a messenger RNA of Triplophysa rosa, 3086 nucleotides long. RefSeq lists its product as uncharacterized. The transcript has 2 exons. The record is from RefSeq and is a predicted model, not a curated record. Lineage: Eukaryota; Metazoa; Chordata; Actinopteri; Cypriniformes; Nemacheilidae. The coding region runs from base 330 to 3074 and encodes 914 amino acids.